Molecule: messenger RNA, 2248 nt
Organism: Olea europaea var. sylvestris
Lineage: Eukaryota; Viridiplantae; Streptophyta; Magnoliopsida; Lamiales; Oleaceae
Product: two-pore potassium channel 1-like
Exons: 2
Coding region: 887-1951 (354 amino acids)
Biological process (GO): potassium ion transmembrane transport; stabilization of membrane potential
Cellular component (GO): plant-type vacuole membrane
Molecular function (GO): potassium ion leak channel activity
Source: RefSeq, a predicted model, not a curated record
GCUUUUCUGAUAGGGUUGCACUGCACAACAUCUAACACCUUCUAUGCAUACUGUAAUAAGAUUUUCAGACGAGUUGCAUUCUCAAUCCGGCAAAUUUUGUUCUCGCUAGCAAGUCAAAUUUCAGGCAAUUAAAUUUCAAGUAAUUUCAGCUUUUAUUUUCUUACUCGUGCUAGAUCUUCGUGUCAUCCGUAAAAGCAGUGUUAUUGUGCUGUAAUGGCGGUAAUUAAGAGGAGCUCGCUCUAGUUUUUUGUCUUUUUGUUUGAAACUUUGGAUUUCAUUUUGAUUACCGUUUGUGUCUGAUUUAUUAGUGAACUUCUGAGUUCUGAUUUGUUCAAUUGUGCACUUAUAAUUUUGAUCUUUCCUGUGCAAUAGUUACAAUAAUUCAGAAUGUAAGUUGCGAAUCAUGUUAAGAUUAAUUUGACGAUAAUAAGAAUCUGAAUCAUAAACCGGAGUAGUAUUUUCUACACCAGUUUUUGGACAGUCGAUCUGUCUCUCUUCCUAUCUCUCUAUAAUAAAUUUUUUAGGAUUGUUUGUGGACAAAUUCUUUCUAUUUCGUGAGAGGAAAUAAGGAUAGAAUUCAGUAAAUUUGAAGUAUUAAGUUUGAACUACAAUUUUCCUGGUAGGGACUCAGUGGAGCAAAACAGUUGAGAUUUGAAUCGAUGCAAUUUGUUCUCUGUGAAUUUUAGAAUUGGGUGAUUCUCCUACAUUGAUAUUAAUUAAUUAGUUAAAACUGAAAGUCGUUUUUUCAUAUUCUAAAAUUUAAAAAACCCAGCGCAGGCGUGUUUAUAAAUCACGUUUGAUGUUAUGAGCUUGAUCUAUAUUUGGAAUUAGACUUGUACGAAUUUCUCUUGCUAUACAGAGAUUUCCCACACUGCCACCCCUUGGAAUGGCAAAUCUUGGUGAAAAUUCCUUAAUGACAGGACUGCUAAGUCCUGCAUCUCAAAGGAAUCAAAAAGCCGAACCGAAGAGAAAAAGAAUUCGUCGAUGUAGAAGUGCUCCUUUGGCUGAAUUUGUUCCCGGUGAUUUGAAUGGAAAAAAUGAGGCUACAAUGCUUCCUCGUUCUGAAUCCUGUUUGGACAAGCUACAUCCCAGUUUCAAAAGAGUAGCCAUUUUCUUGACAUUCUACUUGGUUAUUGGUACUAUUUGCUUUUCCUUUGUUAUGGAGCAGAUCAAGGGAGAGAAAAUAAAUGAAGUCCUUGAUGCCGUUUACUUUUGCAUUGUCACAAUGACUACUGUUGGAUAUGGAGAUCUUGUGCCCAACAGUGUCGCCACAAAACUGCUAGCCUGCGCUUUUGUGUUCUCAGGGAUGGCUCUAGUUGGUCUAAUCCUUAGCAAAGGCGCAGACUACAUAGUAGAGAAGCAGGAAAUGCUUCUUAUCAAGGCAUUACGUAUGCGCCAGAAACUUGGUGCAGCUGAAAUUCUUAAGGAGUUGGAAACUAACAAAGUACGGUACAAAUGUUUAACAACGAUGGCUUUUCUUGUAGUGCUCAUUCUAGUUGGGACAGUCUUCCUUGUUACGGUUGAGAAAUUGGAUAUUGUCGAUGCCUUUUAUUGUGUCUGCUCUACCAUCACAACAUUGGGAUAUGGAGAUAAGAGCUUUUCGACCAAGGCAGGACGUGUCUUUGCUAUGUUUUGGAUUUUGACUAGCACUCUCUGUAUGGCUCAGUUCUUUUGUUACAUUGCCGAAUUUAACACAGAAAGCAGGCAGAAGGCUUUGGUUAAGUGGGUUCUUACCAGGAGAAUGACAAAUGUGGAUUUGGAGGCAGCAGAUCUCGACGACGAUGGGAUUGUAGGGGCUGCUGAAUUUGUCUUAUAUAAGCUAAAAGAAAUGGGGAAAAUUAAUCAAGAAGAUAUUUUGCUUGUAAUGGAAGAGUUUGAAAGCCUUGAUGUUGAUCAGUCUGGAACUUUGUCACCCUCUGAUUUAACGCUUGCACAAUCAGCUCAAACAUAGAGGUAAAGCUGCUGAGAUUCUACACUGUUCAGUAAUUAUAUAUAUAUAUAUAUAUAUAUAUAUAUAUAUUAAUGUUUGUGCUGGAAAAAUAGUAACACCUUUUGAGCCGUGUCCCAAAUUUCCUUGUAAAUUAAGUUAUAACUUAUUAAGAUUAUUCAUAUAAAAACAUAUAUGCUGUGAAUUGUGAUGACCUUGAGAGUUGAGAGAGCUAUGUCUUGUGGUAUGUUGUUAGGACAAACAGAUGAAUUUAUUAUUUUUUCCACCCGAAAAUCUGAUUUAACAAUAAAAAUAUAUGGA